UCUCCGCUCCCCGCUCGCCAUGCGCCGGGCGCUGCCGCCGCUCCGCGCCCUGCUCGGGGCCGCCCGCCCGCGGCUGCCGGCGCCCCGGGGGACGUGCGGCCCCUUGGCCGAGCGGAGCGGGCACAGCGCGCUCAGCGUGCUGCCCUCCUUUGGCUUUCUCUUUGACAUCGACGGGGUGCUGGUGCGAGGGAAGACCCCCAUCCCUGCUGCCAGAACAGCCUUUCAGAAGCUGGUCAACUCCCAGGGACAGUUCCUGGUGCCCGUGGUCUUUGUCACCAACGCAGGAAACUGCCUGCGCCAGAAGAAAGCUGACCAGCUGUCCCACCUGCUGGGGGUUCCAAUUUCACAAGACCAAGUGAUGAUGUCACACAGUCCUCUGCGAAUGUUCAAGCGUUAUCAUGAAAAAUGUGUUCUGGUGUCUGGACAAGGACCACUUCUUGAUAUUGCUCAAGACCUUGGCUUCUGCCAGCCCAUCACCAUUGACACCCUGCGGGAGAAACGCCCCCUGCUCGAUGCAGUUGACCAUGACAGGAGACCCAGCGUCCUGUCCCCCUCUGCUGUGGAGCUUCCCAAGAUUGAGGCUGUGGUGUUGUUUGGGGAGCCAGUCAGAUGGGAAACCAGCCUGCAGCUGAUCAUUGAUGUUUUGCUGACCAGUGGCUAUCCUGGAAAUCCCUACCAGCAGGAAAACCACCCUCACAUUCCUGUGCUUGCCUGUAACAUGGACCUGAUGUGGGUGGCUGAGGCACAGUCCCCAAGGUUUGGACAUGGAACAUUCAUGGUUUGUUUGGAGAACAUUUACAAGAAGAUCACUGGCAAAGAGCUGAAGUACGAGGCGCUGAUGGGCAAGCCCAGCAGGCUGACAUACCAGUAUGCAGAGCACCUGAUCCAGGCCCAGGCCCUGCAGAGGAGCUGGGAGCAGCCCAUCCAGACCCUCUAUGCUGUGGGGGACAAUGUGAUGACGGAUGUGUACGGCGCCAACCUGUACGACCGCUACCUGCGGCAGCGCUGCGGGCCGGGCUGCCAGCGCCGCCGGCCGGGCACGGGCACGGACACGGGCACGGACACGGGCACGGACACGGGCACGGACACGGGCACGGACACGGACACGGGCACAGACACGGGCACGGGCACGGACACAGGGCUGGGCUGGGAGCCGGAGCUGGCCCGUGCAGCUGCAGCCCGCUGCACGUCCGUGCUGGUCUGCACCGGCGUCUACAGCCCCCCGGCCCCCAGCCACAGCCUCACCCACCCCGCCUUCCACGGGCACCGGGACUUCGGCUUCGACCCCGCCCUGGUGGAGCCCGAUCACAUCGUGCCCGAUGUGGAUGCUGCUGUAGACCUGGUCUUCCAGCUGGAGAACUUUGCGCCUCACUGAGGUGACCUGGUUUCACAAGGACCUCUCAGUGCUGUGCUUCCCCAAAACACACUGUGCUUUACAACAGUGCUGCCUUCUAAAUUUUUUAACCUCUAAAUUAAUACAGUCUUCUAUUAGGUAUGCUUGUUAGGUAUUCUUCUAUUAGGUAUACAUGUGUGUGUCAAGUAUAUUAAAUACCAAUAAUGCUUUUUAUAGUGCUUCUAAAUAGGUGAACUUGGGCUUGAGUUGCCCAUUACUGUCUUCCUCUUUGUUAUGUGAGGUACUUCAACAGCAAUAUUUCAUAGCAGCCCAUCAUGUACUGCUACUUCAGUCCCUCUAUGACAGUACCUCCUUUUGAUUGCUGGAAGAUUUAGCUUUUAGGUGUUGAGGAUAUCAGAUUGUGGUGCUGUUCACUCAGUCCAUUCCACAUGGGCUGGUACAGAGCACAACAUGUGUCAGUGCCUGGCACUCUGCAAGUGCUGCCUGCUCCCUUCAGAGUGGAUUCCAUCUGGUCCACUUUGGACUUGCUCUCAUCUCCCUUCCUGCUGCCUUUCCUUGUGUCUCUUUUCCCAUGUCCCUGGAGUUUUUUGCUCCUCUCUGCUGUGUGAAGCCUUAAUUGUGUUGGAACUCCACAGUCCUGGAAGGGAAGCAGCAGACCUGGGGUGCCCUCUGUGGCCUUUUUGCCUUUCCAUCUGCACCUUUUUUUUUUUCUUUGUUUUGUUUUUUUACUAUUUUAUUUAGAAUCUUAGAAAGCUUUAGCAGUUUUAUUUCACGUGUUCCUGUGAGUUGGGACUUUCCACUGAAUCAGUGACUACUGCUUGGCCAAAAAGUGCCUCCUAAUUUACUUGAAGCCUCAUACCACUGUGGUAAAUUAACUGGCCUUUAGUGUAAUAUAUUUCAUCUCAUGUCAAUGUUAUAUGUUGUUUGGUUCAUGGAUUUUAUAGCUGUUCAUUUAAAAAGAAAAAAUAAUUUAUUUUUUGUUAUUUUUGUAAAAUACUUCUGAAGUUUUCAUCCCAAAGAUGUCUUUGAAAAUAUUUAUGUGUUAUUUGUUAUAACACAAUUUAUGUUGUACUUGUGACAUAAGAUUGGAAAGCAUAACCCAAUUAUUUGUCUUAAAACCAAAGUCAACUUACACACAAAGAUCAAUUCACAUUAGGGACUAGUCAGGUUUUUAGGGUUGGGUUUUUUUAGGAUUUUUUUGCAAAUUAGAAAUUGUCCAGACAAAAACCUGGGUGUUCAUUUCUCCCAGGUUCUUGCAGGGCUGGCAGAAUGACUUCCUGGCCAAAUCCUUCAUUGCUUGUUAUCCCAACAGCAGCUCUGAGAGCUCACAGCUGCUGUGAAGUCAGACUUUGUUGUUGUUUCCUCUGUUUGCAAAGCACUGUAAUCCCCUCUCCACUGUCAGGAUUGUUGAUUCAUCUCUUGUAAUGUUUCCCAAGUAGCUUUCAGUGUCUGGAUCCAGUGUCAGGACACUGCUCUGUAAAGUUUUAUUUCCUGCUUCUUCACUGGAAAAGUAUUUACAGCAGCACAUACUUGCCUUUUUAUUGGUACAACAAACCUGUUUCUUUAGCACUUUUCCUGUAAAAUACCAAGUAUUUGCAAAGAAUGCCAAAUCUAAGUAAAGACUCUAAUUUUGUAAGGUCACCAUGAUUUGAAGUCACAUUGUUUCAGUACCAAAGCCUGUUGCAGAACUCUCUAACAUGACCAGAAUCAGUGAAGCAAGGAAUAAAAAAUGCUGGAAGUUGCUGAAGAACAGAAAAUGUUCCAUUUGUUUCUUCCAUUUUUGUUUCUCUGCAAUGUGGAUAAACACUUCAAAAUGAAGGAACUGUAUAUAGACCUCUUCAACCUCAUCCCUCAUGGAAACAUUAACAUAAAAUGUGGUUACAGAAAAGGAAGACAGUCCUUUUUCUGCCACAUCACCAGUGAAAUGUAAAACCCUUUACCCAGUGCAGUUCUCCAAGCCUCAGGGUGCUCCAGGUUCUCCAGCUCCAUGGACCAACUCCAGCUUGCUGACUGGCAGAGCCUCAAAAAGCCAAAAUGCUGAAAAAGCAGCAGAUGAAGGAAAUAAAGGAAAGCAGAGAUAGUGACCUGGGUAACACUACACACAGAGGGCAGUUGCCAGAAGAGGUGGAAAUCCCUUUCCAUCAGUGUAAAGGGGAGAAGCUGGGAUUACAGGAAUUUCUCUGAUAUUCAGUGGUGAGCUUGUAUGCUCUGUAACUUGAACAGAAAUGGGUGCUGACAGAUAUCACAGCAUAUCUGACAGUGUGCCUUAAAACCUUUUGUCUAGACAAGGAGGAGUUCUUGGGUGAUGAAACAGAUCCUGUUUUCAACGUUGACAGAAACAGGCUGCACACUUACAGGUUUCAGUAAAGUGUUUCUGUGGUCACUUCUGGGAACAAAGCAGAGGAGUGCAGAUUCCAAACAAGUGGGUUUACUUGGUGUAAGGAUUGGUUUCAUUUGUCUCAUUCAGGCCACCUGGGACUCAGCUGGUCUUAAUUAAAAGUUCUCCUCCUUGCAUUGUGUUGGUUUUGUAUGCCCAGCUCAGAAUCCAGUACUGGAAUCUGGGAUCAUGCCUUACAGUUUAACACCCAGCAGGUCAUUGAUUUAUUUAUUGAUUUAGUUAUUGACCUUUUCCCAAAGCAGAAGCAGCACCUGUUGUACAGGUAAGAAUCUCAGAAUCAGAUUUUCAGUAGGAUUUGGGAUUGGUGUCUUGUUUUAUGGAAUUUUAUCUGGGAAAAUCCUUUCUGCUAGUUUUACAGCUAACUUCCUGCCCACAGAUGUGGAGAAAAAAUAUUCAUUGAACCUAUACUAUAAAAAAUAGAGUUGUUGGUUUUUUUUGCAGGCACAAGCUACAUAAUGAAAGGUCAGUUCACCACAGAAAAUGAAAAAUGUAGUGUGUGCAGAGCUCUUGUAUCCAAACUAUUUCACAUUCUUAGAUAAUUCCAGGGAAAGUUCCCAGAAAUGGAAAACAAUUUCCAAGUGCUCAUCACAUGCACUUAUAAGAAGCCAUUAAAAGGAAAUAAGUUGUUUUUUCCCCACACAGAUUUAGGAUCUCCAGUAUAAACGUGUAGAAGCCAUGAGAAAAUCGAGGUCAGUCCCUCCCAAGAGCAGGGUGUUGUUAAUUAUUUCCCUCUCACACGGACUCUGCAGCACACCAGUGCCAGGGCAGUCACAGCCACAAUGCUUCAGCAGUAAAAAUGUGUCCUUAAAGGGAAUUAACUGACAUAUCCAGCUCCACCCAGCACUCUGAGGAGCCAGCUCUAGAGCCUGGCCAUUGCACUGACAGCUCCUCUUUUGCUACCUGAGGCUGUUAUUGAAGCAGCAGACAAAGCAAACCGAGUAAUUCAAUAUUUGGCCCCUGUGCAUCACAAAUACCCAUCUGCUGACGUUCCAAUUAGAAAGCCAAGCAAAAAGAAAGGGGUGUUGCUGUGUUUAAUUUACAGCACUUCAAUAAAACCCAGGAUCUAAAUGUUCCCUUGGGGAGGUACAGUUGUAACUACAUUGUUCACACUUAAUUGCAAGCACUGGAAAAGUUAUCUGCACUUCCCAACACUGAGCAUUUCGGGUUUCAUUCUUCAUCUUCCUGCCAGCUCUGCUGGAGAAUUUGCUAAGUGGGAACAAUUGAAAGUGCAUGCAUUUCUGGAAGUGAUGGACAUCUGGGAGGGCAAGAGGAAGUUAGUUCAGCACCAUUUGUUUAAUUAAGAGUAGAUUAGAUAAUAUCAUGUGUAGGAUAGGAUACAUAAUUUCUUAAAAUUGAUUUUGCUUCUGAUCAUAUACCACAGCAAGGUACAUGCAUAAAGUAACAACAAAAGGUAUUCAUUGCCAAAUGUUUACUUUAAUUAAACCUUUUUUAAUGAUACACAGUACAAUGUAUCCACUACUUUGCUAAAAUUCACAACAAAAGCAGGUUUCAUGUUUAAAAAUACUUUUCAUAAUAAAUUCAUAAAUAGAUGAAGGUAAAGUAUAAAAAAUUACCGUAGUAUGCAAGCUUGCUCCCUUGUCUCCUCAUAUUCCAAAUCAUUUAGUCAGUAUUGUGAUAAGAAAGUUUAAAAGCAAAAUAGUUACUGAUGAUUAGAAAUGUACAGCCUGCAUCUCUCGAAGAAACCUUGAAAAGCAACAGAUUUGUCCUAGAAAAUGCAGAACCAUUUUAACACUGUUAUCACCCAAACCCCUCAAAUAAUUUUGGAAUGCAGUGAAUGAAUUCAAUAUGAAUUAGAGAUUUUCUUCCUUCCCCCCAGGAGGUGUGUGUGAGCCAGACUGGCUGGGAUGCUCCCUGCUCUGCAGCUGUGGGGUUUUUACCUGUCAGAUCUCAGCAAGUGAGGCACAGAAGAGGGAAAAGCUGGCUGACAGCAUAGAGCACAUCUGCCCAUCAGAAACCUGAAACAGAAAUCUUUAAACACAGCCACAAAGAACUAAAUUCACCUUCUGCUCAGGACAUGCCUGGAUCUAUUCUCUGUCUGGCAGGACACGGUCUGGUGUCCCCACUGGCUUCCCCUGUUUGGGAAUGGUUUUUGUGCCUCCCACCAUUCCAGCAUAACUCUGUGGGAAUCCCUGACACUGCACCACCAAACCUCAUCAGCAAAGUUAUUCUCCUCAUCAAUAUUAUCACUCUCUUAAGAAAGCAUUGAUUUUGUCAAGUAUCAAACAACUUUUCACACCUUAUCUAUUUUAAUAACAUUUAUAAAGGGAAAAAUCUUACUUAUGCACAGCAUUGAAAUAGGAAAUGAACAUGAAAAAUGCAGAAUAAUCAGGAUGCUCUGCCUUUCAUAUUAAUGAUUUUUUUUCUCUGAUCAUUAUUUCCCUUUAGUGCAAAAAUCACUUCCACACAAGUUUUGUGCUUUACUUGCAAUGGUACCGAGAUGCUUUUGAAGACAUUGAGAGGCAUCUGCCUGCAGCUUUCAUUUCUGUGUAAAUUCAGCUCUUGGCUCACUUUUAAAAAAAUGUCUUCAAGUUUUCAAGACAAGUUUGCAUGUUGUGUCCAAAGGACAAUCCUCCAAACCCUUGUUUUCAUGUACAAUAGUCUAGGCACCCAAAAGGAGCAAGAGCUCCACUUUGGGUGAAGUUCUUGGAAAUCUAUCAGUAUUAGCUAAUAGGAAAGCUAUUAGUGGUUUUAGCUGGGCUUCAUUUAGGUUUUUUCCUUUGAAAAACCGUUUUUUUUCCAGGACAGUAAGAGUAAGAAAAUCAUCAGGACUUCUCCUCUGUUCUUAAGUAUUCUCAUUUUUCUCAAGGUUUGUUUUGCAAAGCAAACGUUAGCAGGUUUCUGGGCCAACACUGAUUUGGUUUUAUAUUUACAUAAUUAUAAAUAUUUGUACAAGUUCCACCUGUGAUGAUGGACUGGAUGACAAACUGGAGAUAAAAUUAGCUUAAAAUCAAUGCAAAGGGUAACAAAGGCUCCUGGGAACCACAUUCUGCUGAUUAUUUCAUUUCAGUAUUUGCCUCUGCAUUCCACUCCCAAGUGCUACAAGGCAGAAAUCAAUGUCCCCUCCUGUGCUUUUGUAAUAUUUUUGCACACUUUGGUCCUGCCAAAAAGAAAUGAUAAAUACUAAUGCAAAUACAUGAUCAGCCAAGGGGAUCUGCUUAAAAGCAAUUACUGCACCACAGUCUUGUUAAUGUUCAACUGGCAGUAAACAGAUUUCUUGGCAAAUGUUUAUGCUGUGAACUCUGAACAAGCACUCCUGCAUUAUUCACUUGAUGUACAUCACUGCCCAUUUGUACCCUGAGAGCUGAAACUCAGGUUUUUACCCAUAAAUCACAGGUUUAUUGCUCCUCACUCUCUUCACCCAAAUAUCCUUUUGGUUUCAAUAGGAUUAAUGGAGUUAAACCAACAAUCUUUUUAAUGCCUCAAUUCCAUAGGUGUGUGUGAGUCCCAGGUUUGAUAAAGUCUUCAGCAGGGCAGUAAAAAAGGGAAGGGUUUGGUAAUAAAAAUAAACUUUUACUGACAGCUUAAGCACCACCAGCUGCUAACCGAAAAAAUAAACCAAAUCUUCAGGUUUCUUCUGAAAAAAA
Oenanthe melanoleuca is the source of this 7357-nucleotide messenger RNA. RefSeq names its product haloacid dehalogenase-like hydrolase domain-containing 5. The transcript has 8 exons. Gene Ontology annotation, biological process: glycerophospholipid biosynthetic process. The record is from RefSeq and is a predicted model, not a curated record. NCBI's taxonomy places the organism in Eukaryota, Metazoa, Chordata, Aves, Passeriformes, Muscicapidae. Bases 20 to 1375 code for a protein of 451 amino acids. Gene Ontology annotation, cellular component: mitochondrion.